Triplophysa dalaica is the source of this 2165-nucleotide messenger RNA. RefSeq lists its product as uncharacterized. Lineage: Eukaryota; Metazoa; Chordata; Actinopteri; Cypriniformes; Nemacheilidae. The transcript has 5 exons. The record is from RefSeq and is a predicted model, not a curated record. Gene Ontology annotation, biological process: transmembrane transport; monocarboxylic acid transport. Gene Ontology annotation, molecular function: monocarboxylic acid transmembrane transporter activity. The coding region runs from base 120 to 1430 and encodes 436 amino acids.
AUUUAGUCGGCUCAGCUCUGCAGUUUGUGAUGAACAUGGGGACAUCCUGACCGUGAACAGCACAGAACAGGAGGGUGCGCGCGCCUUUGACAGGGCGAGAAGAGGCUAUCAGAUCCAGGAUGGAGAAACGCCCGAUCGAGCCACCAGAUGGUGGCUACGGAUGGGUCGUGGUCACCUCUGCCUUCUUCAUCAUGGGCCUCACCGCUGCUGUUCUAAAAAACUUUGGCCUGUUCUUCCUUGACAUCCAAAGACACUACAGUGUUUACACCAGCACUACCUCAUGGGUGACCUCAACCACCAUUGCUGUUUUUCAUUUAGGAGCUCCUCUCGCUAGCGCUAUCAGUAUGCACUUGUCACAACGGAGCGUCAUCAUGAUCGGAGGGCUCCUGGCUUCCUCAGGGAUGAUUAUUGCCUCUUUGGGCCUCAGUCUGCCCUGGAUGUAUGUGUCUAUGGGUGUGCUCCAAGGUCUUGGAAUGUCAUUAUGUUGGAUACCAGCAAACAGCAUGGUCAGCCAUUAUUUCAAGCGCUGGCGUCCGAUCGCCUAUGCAGUCGCGAGCUCCGGAGAGUGCGUGUUCGCCAUGAUCUUCAGCCCGUUUUUUCAGUGGCUCAUCGAAAGCUACACGUGGAGGGGGGCUUUACUCAUUAUCGGAGGUCUUCAGCUGAAUCUGUGUGUGUGUGGUGCUCUAAUGCGACCCCUGCAACCAAACUCAGUCACCCAAAACUCUUUUCAAGACUCUAAAGAUCAAUGUGGGACGACUAAAAAAAUCACUUUCCAAUGGUGUCUGAUUCAGAGACCAGAGCUGCUGCUGUACAUCGUGUUUGCCAUCCUGGCCGCGGCAGGUUUCUUUAUCCCACCAUUGUUUCUGGUGCCCUAUACCAACAGCUUGGGCAUGGAGCAGUACUGGGCCGCCUCUGUCCUGUCAGUGCUGGCGCUGGCAGACCUGCUGGGCAGACUUGCAUGUGGUUGGCUGGCAAACCUACGCCUCAUGAGGAACCUGCAGUUGUUGACCAUGGUGGUCACUGCUGGAGGGGUGGUGCUACUUCUGCUUCCUGUUGCACAGGACUACUGGGCCAUCCUGGUGUUCUCCUCGAUGUACGGAUUCUUGUUUGGAUGUGUGAUGGCCAUCCAUGUGACAAGUAUUGUGGAUAUUGUUGGACUAGAUGGGUUUGACAGCGCUCUUGGGCUCUUCAUGCUGUUGCGGAGCUCUGGGGGAUUUGUGGGACCACCAGCUGCAGGUUGGCUGGUGGACUGGGCCGAUGACUUCAGUGCUGGUUUCUACUUGUCUGGCUUCUGUCUCGUCCUCUCUGGGGUUUUCGUAGUAUUUGUUGACAGACUGUUGAAGAGGAAAAAACUCCUUGUGAAACAAACAGAUUCAUGUUCAGACACCACAGAUUAUCAAAUCAUGAAAGCCGACCGUACACAUGUUUAAAAGUACAUUUUUAUAUUGUCAAUUAGUUUUUUUAUAGAAAGUGUUUUUUUAGAGAGAUAUUGUAUUAAUGUUUUUACUUAAAUGCAACAGGUACUGUAUUAACCUUAAUGACUUUCCUGUUAAGUUGAACGCCCAAUUUAUAAAUCAUUACUAUAAGCUUAUAGUUGUGAAUCAUAUCUAAAAAGGAUAUAAUAAAAAGAUUGUUUUCAAUGCUGGUUCUUUAUGUGCUUGCUCACUAACUAUUUUGUUGUUUAUUUUUAAGUAAAAAAGUUAGACAUUGAAAUAUAUCUGUGUUAAAUGUGUCACCUCUGUAUACAUGAGAUGGUCAGUGAUCAUAUUUAAAAUGACAGUAAACUUCAGGUUUGUUCAUUAGAAGAAGUGCUUGGAUCACUACGGCAAGCUUGCACGAUAAACCACUUUGAGAAUGUUAGUAGAUUUUUCAUUUUUGGUUGAACUGUCCUUUUAACACCGUAACCUCAUUGUUAACAUAUUUUUAACCUAUAAUUGUUGUUAACUUGUGCCAAUCGGAGAACCUGUUUCUACCUAUAUAGGUGCUACUUGGAAGUUUAUGGAGUGCAACAUCAACUGCACGACAUCAACAAGCAUAAUUAAUCACUAGUUUUUCUGUGCAAACUGUAGUUGUUAUCCAUUUCUUUGCAUGGUAUAAGACCAUGUUGUCUUGUUAUUUUUCAUAAUAUUUAUGGUUGAAAUAAAACCAGUUCCUUUUUUUUGUUA